Salpingoeca rosetta is the source of this 2315-nucleotide messenger RNA. RefSeq names its product TK protein kinase. Lineage: Eukaryota; Choanoflagellata; Craspedida; Salpingoecidae. The coding region runs from base 250 to 1623 and encodes 457 amino acids. Gene Ontology annotation, biological process: protein phosphorylation. Gene Ontology annotation, molecular function: protein binding; ATP binding; protein tyrosine kinase activity. The record is from RefSeq and is a predicted model, not a curated record. The transcript has 12 exons.
CGCGCACUGCUUGCGCUUACGGCUCAAAGGUCACAAACAAACCAGACAGACGAAGACGAAGAAGAAGAAGGGCGGAAACAAAACAACACCAGCCAAACAACCCACACAAACAAGCCACACAAAGAGACACCCUCCUCCUUGCCUUGUUUGUGCUCGAUUCAAGCGUCCUUGAGAGAGUCUGUGUUUCCUCCUGUUGAGCGAAACCCCGCAACACCGCAACCCUACCCAUUCUCUACAGUUAUCGGCACCAUGUCCGGCCCUGAACCAGGCACAAAGGUGGUUGCACUCUUUGACUUCAAAGGUGCAUCAAAAGAGGACUUGCCGUUUCGACGAGGCGAGGCCUUGAUUGUGCAGCAAUUGUCAGAGGACCCCAACUGGUGGUUUGUCAAGAACUCAAAAGGCAAAAAGGGCAUGAUCCCGGCCAACUACGUGAAUGUACUGGAUGACCGCCCAAAGAAAGACACAACCCUUCCGCGCGACGACAAAGGCCAGCUCAUCGGCGGCCCGAUGCCGUGGUUCCAUGGGAAGAUCUCACGCGACCGGGCAAACCAGAUGCUGCUCAAGGCCAAGGCGCCCGAUGGCGUGUUCCUCAUCAGGGAGUCCACAAACUACCCCGGCGACUACACCCUCUGCGUCAGGAGUGGGGUGGACCAGGUGGAUCACUAUCACAUCAAGAGCAUCAACGGUCGCAUCACCGUUGACGAGGAGUCCACGUUCAGGUCCCUCGACGAUCUCAUCCAACACUACUACAAAGAGGCGGAUGGCCUCGCCCACAAGCUCGUCACGCCGCUCGUGCGGGAGGACGGCAAGGAGCUCAUUGACAAGAAGGCGUUUGAGGCGUACGAGAUCAAUCCACGCGAACUGUACAAGGGAAAGCUCCUUGGAAGCGGGCAAUUCGGCGAGGUGUAUGAGGGCACGUUUCGCGGGGUGAAGGUUGCGAUCAAGACGCUGAAGAACAUCAACGAGGACGGCCUGCGGGAAUUUCUUGCAGAGGCAAAUGUGAUGAUUCAGCUCAAGGACAAGAACCUUGUCUCGCUUAUCGGCGUCGUCACAAAGGCUGGCGAGAAGAAGCUUGUCACAGAAUUCCUCGAAAAGGGCAACUUGUUGGACUUCCUGCGCUCGCGUGGCCGCAGCGUCGUCACGCCCAAGAUGCAGCACCACUUUACCCGCGACAUCUGCAACGGCAUGGCUUACCUCGAGAAGCGGAAGGUCGUGCACAGGGAUUUGGCGGCGCGCAACGUGCUCAUCUCUGCUGACGACGUGGCCAAGGUUGCUGAUUUCGGUCUUGCGCGCGUGUCGACGGCCGGCGUUGCGGACCCGGGCAAGCUGCCCAUCAAGUGGACGGCGCCCGAGGUGCUGCGACAGAAGGUGUCCACGAGCAAGAGCGACGUGUGGAGCUUUGGCGUCACCGUGUGGGAAAUUUACUCGUUUGGCCGCACGCCGUACCCGCGCAUGAGCCAGAAGGAGGUGGUGGAGAAGGUUGCAAAGGGAUAUCGCAUGGAGAAGCCCGAGGACUGCCCAGAGGUCAUCUAUGAGAUUAUGCAAAAGUGCUGGCACAUUGAGCCCUUGCAGCGGCCGACGUUCAACAGCCUGAAGAAGACGCUCGCAAAGCGACCGAAAUAAAGCCCCUGUUUGGCAAUGCCUCCACGUCAUUGCCGUGGAUUGUGUUUUGCUUUGUGCAGCUAUUGGCUUUUGGCUUUGCGUUUGUCGAUGUUCAUGUUGAUGACCCCUUCCCCCUCGCCUUCCUGCCGCUCCCUUGCUGGUCCCUGUUCUCCUCUUCAUCAUGUGUUUGCUGACUGUCUCUCUCGCAUGCCUGCCGGUGCACCCCAUCCAUGCUUGUGCUCGGCCGCAACCUUCACCGCUGCGUUUUGCUGCAAUGAUGCUGCUUCUCCUUGUUCUACACACUUCCUAUCUGCUUUGCUUUUCUGUUCUGUGCUCGGCUGUCUUCACCCCUCUCUUGAUCGCUUUGGCCGUGGCUGUGGCCUUUCUGCUUGUUUGCCUCAGGUUGUCUGCGCGUGUCUGUGUGUGUCUUGUGUCUGUGUGUGUGUGUGUCUCUCUCUCUCUUGUGGCCUUUGCAUUGGUGUGCUGUGUGAUGUUCAACCCUGCUCCUCCUCCGCCUGCGUGCAUCGUUCCGCUGUUGGGUGGAGUUUGUUUGAGAAGGUGCUAGCAUCACACCACCGUCUGAUUCUUGUUUGUAUGCACAUACACCAGUCCUCGACAGCCAGCACUGUUAUCCACAGAGAGUAUGUGUGUGUGUGUGUGUGCCUCUGUGUCUGUGGCUGUGUCUGUGUGUGAAUACAGCCAGACGACGUACA